CAGCGGCAUCCUUUCUUCAGCUUCAAGAUGGGCUUUCCUUCAGCUAUUGGACAAGCUUUGAAGCUUGCAUGUGCUGGUUACCUUGUUUCAGCUGUGUUGACUAUUUUUCUGCCUAAGACUUUUAAGAGUCAGGCUACAAUGGGAAAUUUCAUUGCUGAGCAGAUCAUCUUUUACAUUGGGACUUUUGUAGUUUUUCUCUGUUGGGAAUUAGGCCAUCAUUUACAUCAGGUGCUACUUACAAAGAGAUUGAUAUUCGCACCUCCGAAAGGAACAGCAGCAGCUGAAACAAAUCCAAGUGAACCUCUUCUUUCAGCAUUGGAAGAGAGCACACCAAAAUCUCUUUUGCAGUAUCUUGCAUAUCUUGACCUAUGUAUGGCUUGUGAGAGGAAUGUUGAUACAUGGCGCAGAGCUGCCUUUUUCGAAGAAACAGGUGAGACUUACAAAAGAGUUCUAGCUGUAUGCCUGAGGCCUCUGGAACAGCUCACACUGAAGUUGGAUGGACAUUUGAAAAGUUUUUCAGUCGACAAUUCUUUCCUGCUGGCCCAUCAGCUACACUCACCGACAGAACAAUUAGUAGAGUCAAGUCUUUAUGAUCCAUUUUAUGAAUUCCAGGUAUGA
Molecule: messenger RNA, 618 nt
Organism: Ilex paraguariensis (yerba mate)
Lineage: Eukaryota; Viridiplantae; Streptophyta; Magnoliopsida; Aquifoliales; Aquifoliaceae
Source: the annotation of a GenBank genome assembly